Pelodiscus sinensis (Chinese soft-shelled turtle) is the source of this 4206-nucleotide messenger RNA. It is a transcript of the gene RBM15B, whose product is annotated as RNA binding motif protein 15B. NCBI's taxonomy places the organism in Eukaryota, Metazoa, Chordata, Testudines, Trionychidae. The record is from RefSeq and is a predicted model, not a curated record. Gene Ontology annotation, molecular function: RNA binding.
AGCGGCCUGAGCACCGCGCUGCCCGACCAGCUGCUGGAGGACGGGCUCUUCCGCCAGUUCCAGCGCUUCGCGAGCGGGGGCGCCGGCGACAUCAGCGUCAAGCUCUCCCACACGCCCGAGCUGGGCCGCGUUGCGUACGUCAACUUCCGGCACCCGGGGGACGCCCGUGAUGCCCGCAGGCACGCCCGGGCCCGGCAGCUGCUUCUCUACGACCGUCCCCUCAAAGUGGAGCCUGUGUACUUGCGUGGGGGUCGCAGGAGCCGCACACCCCCGCCUGUGCCCUCCCCAGAGCCUCUGGGCUACCUGCCACCCAUCCACAGCACCUACCAGUAUAAACAGAGGUCGCUGUCGCCUGUUGCCAGCCCAUUGCUGAGGGAGCCACGGCCCCGGCAUGCUCAUGCGGCCGCUGCAGCCUUCGCCUUGGAGGCUGCUGCCCUUGGGCUCUCCCUGGAGCGGGAGAGGGCACUGGAUUAUUACGGGUUGUAUGAUGAGCGUGGCCGACCCUAUGGCUACCCCAUAGUGGCUGAGGAAGAUCUGAUGCCAGAGGAUGACCAGAGAGCCACUCGAAAUCUGUUCAUUGGGAAUUUGGAUCAUAAUGUCUCAGAGGUGGAGCUCAGACGUGCUUUUGAGAAGUACGGCAUCAUUGAGGAGGUGGUGAUCAAGCGCCCUGCUCGAGGCCAAGGUGGGGCCUAUGCAUUUCUCAAGUUCCAGAACUUGGAUAUGGCCCACCGGGCCAAGGUCGCCAUGUCUGGCCGGGUUGUUGGCAGGAACCCCAUCAAAAUUGGCUAUGGAAAAGCCAAUCCUACUACACGACUCUGGGUGGGUGGCCUUGGACCAAGCACAUCCUUGGCUGCCCUUGCUAGAGAGUUUGAUCGCUUUGGUAGCAUCAGGACUAUUGAUUAUGUGAAGGGGGAUAGCUUUGCCUAUAUUCAGUACGAGAGCCUGGAUGCUGCCCAGGCUGCCUGUGCGCAGAUGAGGGGCUUCCCCUUGGGUGGACCGGAUAGGAGACUUAGAGUGGAUUUUGCCAAAGCUGAAGAGACAAGAUACCCCCAGCAGUACCAGCCUGCACCACUCCCAGUGCACUACGAGCUGUUACCUGAUGGAUAUAGCAGGCACAGAAGCCUAGAGCAAGACUUAAGGGUGAGAGAUAGGACUCCUCCACAUCUCCUGUACUCAGAUAGAGACAGGAGCUUUGCAGAGGCAGAUUGGGCUAGUCCUGCCAAAAAUGCUGAGCGAAGAAAUAACUUGGAGAGCUACGGCCGAUCUGUGCGUAGCCGAAGCGGAGAACGUUGGGGUAGUGACAGUGACCGCAGUGUGCCCAAGCCUUGGGAAGAAAGGCGGAAACGCCGGAGUCUUUCUAGUGAUCGUGGCAGGAUUACUCAUUCGCCUUAUGAGGACAGAGGCAGGACAAAGGCCAGUGGGCCAGCUUUAGAUCGCAGCCCAGACAGGGUUCGCAAAGAGAACAACACUACAGAGUCUGGAACAGAGAGGGAUCAGAGUAACUCCCUUCAGAACAACCGGCACGUAUCUGAGGAGAAACCACAUCGUGAAACUUCUGAUCUUCCUCAACCUAAAAAAAGGGACAGCGAACGCAAUCAUCGGACUGGUGAAUCGGAAUCAAAAACUCACGAGGAGCCAAAAUCUGAGACCAAAAAAGUAAAGAACUUGUCAGAAUAUGCUCAGACACUGCAACUUGCUUGGAAUGGGCUUCUUGUGCUAAAAAAUAGCUGCUUCCCCACGUCUAUGCACAUCCUGGAGGGAGACCUAGGUGUAAUCAGUGGGCUCUUAAAAGACCAUUCAUCUGGUGGGAAGUUAACACAGCUCAAGAUUGCUCAAAGACUUCGGCUUGACCAGCCCAAGCUGGAUGAAGUAACUCGCCGUAUUAAACAAGGCAGUCCUAAUGGUUAUGCUGUGCUACUGGCUACCCAAGCCACCCAAGGAGGGGUAGGGGCUGAAGGGACCUUUCCUGUUGAGCCUGGCUUGCAGCGAAGGCUUCUCAGGAAUCUGGUCUCUUACUUGAAACAGAAGCAGGCUGCUGGGGUGAUCAGCCUGCCUGUGGGAGGGGCAAAGAGCAGAGACAGCACAGGCAUGCUUUAUGCUUUCCCUCCCUGUGAAUUCUCUCAGCAGUACCUUCAGUCAGCACUAAGGACAUUGGGAAAGUUAGAAGAGGAACAUAUGGUGAUAGUUAUAGUCAAAGACACUGCCUAGCCCCCACUGUCCCUUCAGAUUCCAUGUUUUCUUUGUGUGUGUCACAGCCCCAUUGUUUUUAAGACCAAUCAUUUUUGCAAAGGCCCAGUAAACCUUAAACAAAAUUGUGAGAUUUUUAGUUUCUAAUUAAUUUUAAUACCAUUUGAAUAGAUCUCAUUUUAUUUGUUUUUAAUAUGUGACACUGUCUACUGUGUUCUGUAUUUUUAUUUUUUAACUGUAUGGAAAGUUGUCAGUAAAGCCUUGUUCACUGAUGGAUUUUUAAUCUUGUGCAGUGUCUUGGUUUUUAUGGCCCAGUGAGGGGCUGGUUCCCUCACCCAAGAGGUAAAAGAUGAUUACUCCCUCCUUUUCCAGUGUCUCAGAGCUGUACAUCCCCGUCCUCUCUCCAGGUGCUCUGGAAGGUAGGGGGAAGGCUUCUUAAUGAUGUAUGAGAGAAAUGUAAAUGUCAAUAUUCUUGAUCUGUUUGCUUUGUAUAUUUUAAUUUGAAUUUUGACUUUUCUGCUAAAUCUCCAGUAUAUGAUAGAUGUUUCCCGGGUAGAUAUUUCCAAAGAAGUGAACCCUGAUGAAACAUAGAAAUUAACUUUUAUUAACAGCCAUUUAACACUUGAGACAGAAGCUGCUAGAAAACAUUCAUUUUCUUACCCAUUCGGUCACAGAGACUCAGAGCACCAAGAAGCAACAAAAUAUGGAAAGGCAAGGCUUGACAUUCCUGAUAAUUUGAAGGGGGGGGGGAAUGAGGCAGGACUAACCCUCCACACCUUUCCUUGCUGGAGACAGAACUCCUGGGGUCUCUCUUAUAAACAAAGGGUGCAAGCUUAAUUUCUUUGCAUAGGGCAGAGCUUGACUCAUUGCACUCCUUUAUUAAAAAUUAACUGCCAAAGUUAAAUUGUUUGCAGGAGUCUAAAGGAGGAAAAUACCUUUGAUGGUUUAAAAACAAUUAUGUACUGUUAGAAUUAAUUUUCCUAAGAUCCUGAGAAGUCUUAUCAUGGUAAGAGCAUAAACAAAGAAUGGAAUCUGUGAGGUGGUUGUCAGAUUAAGAAGCUAGGACGUUUGCCUCUGAUGUCAGUAUCUUAAGGCUGGGGGUUAGCCAUUCCAAGAGUGCAAGUCUGAUAGUCUUUAACCACAGUCUAGAGACAAGUUUCUAGGAUUUACAAAAAUUUAGCAGUUUGCCUUUGAGUUUCCAGACUUUUUUUCUAUUGUAAAUCACUGUGAGAGGCCCCAGAAUCUUGCACAGCCAGACAUGCAAAGUUGCCAAAGGUCCGUCUAAAUCUGUGCUGUCAGAUAAUAAUACUGGUAUGACUGGUAACGGAAGCUAUGUAAUUGGAAAGGUUCAUUCACUCUAAUAAAGCCCAUGUAGCCUGCAGAGAUUCAGACCAGGGACAGCACUGGUGGUGCAUGUUUGGUUGCUUGAUUCCGAAGGAUAAACAAUUUGUUGCUUUUAUUUAUUACUGUACGUAAAUUAAAAGUUGCUCUAUUGGAUGAGUUUAUUAAUGAGGCUUCCAGCUAGACUCACUUUUGUUACAGGUCAGCCAGAUUGAAAGCCCUAGUCAACCGCGUUGUGGCCAAGUCCCUGAGUGCUCUGGUCGUGUUUUGAUGAUCCCUUAUGUAACCUUUCAGCACGUUGAAGCCUUUUGUUUUCUGAAACUAAUGAUGCUAGUCUACAGGGUGAGCAUUCGAGUGCACACAUUCGCGACUGAGGGAAGACAGUGCAGUUAUGUCCCGCCUGUUAUUGCCGCGCCCUAAUGCACUGUGUGUCUUCUAGUGCCUAGCCUGGUUGGGUGGAGUGGCAGCGGUGGCUUGUUUGUUAGAUGACCUCAGCUGUCAGAAGGCAAGCUGCAGAGGAGACGCUUCCCUGAGGCCAAAGCCAGAAAACUGUUACUUGAGCUCUAUAAGGCCACGGCCCCCGUCAAUCAUCGAUAGACCCUCAGGUCACGAGGCCUUGUGCUUUGGCCAGUGAGUGCGCUGCCUGAUUUGCUGUUCAGUGGGGCUGUGUGUUUAUGA